AUGUCUUCAACACCGAGAGGGGGACCUUUCUCCUUCCACGUCGCAGCUUCUUUCAUCGGAAAGGACCGCCGCUACGAUCCCUCGACACACGUAUUUCAUUUCAACCCCUACAACCGUAUCCAACAGACAAAGCACAACAAGCGCUCCCGCCCAGACAGCGGUCACGAUGCCUUCUUCGUCAGCCGCGUCGGUGACACUGGCUCCGUCGCCCUCGGCGUUGCAGACGGCGUAGGCGGAUGGGUCGACUCGGGCGUGGACCCAGCCGACUUUUCGCCCGGUCUCUGCGAGUACGUCGCCUCAGCAGCCUACGAAUACGACCCUUCCGCUACCAAUCCGUCUGCGAAGACCGCUCCAUCCGCGCCGGCGGCAGCACCCGCCUGCGUCGCCGUCGCCGAUCCGAGCGGCUCCAUCGACAUUGCGAACCUAGGCGACUCUGGCUUCGUACAACUGCGCCUCGGCGCCGUGCACGCCGCCUCGGAGCCCCAGACCCACGCCUUCAACACCCCCUUUCAGCUCUCCGUCGUACCUCCCUCUGUCGCCGCACGCAUGGCAGCCUUCGGCGGCGCCCAACUCAGCGACUUCCCCCGCGACGCUGACGUGUCCCGCCACGGCCUCCGUCACGGCGACGUCCUCAUCUUCGCCAGCGACGGCGUCUGGGAUAACCUCUUCAACCAGGACAUCCUGCGGGUCGCGAGCCGCGUCAUGGCCGGCGCCGGCGCCUGGGUCACGGCUGCCGAGGGCGAAGCAGAGAACGGCGGCACCCGCGUCAUCGACGACCUCGCCUCUCUGACCGAGCAGCAGCAGAAGACGACGUCCAAGUCGGCCGUCACCCUGCAGAGCGUCCUGGCCACCGAGCUCGUCGCCGCCGCCAAGGCCGCCAGCGUCAACAGGAAGCUGGACGGGCCGUUUGCCAAGGAGGUGCAAAAGUGGUACCCACACGAGAACUGGCGUGGUGGCAAGGUCGACGACAUUGUCGUCGUCGUCGCCAUCGUGUCAGACGACAGCAAGGCUGCGCCGCCCAAGAGCAAACUCUAA
Molecule: messenger RNA, 1035 nt
Organism: Verticillium alfalfae VaMs.102
Lineage: Eukaryota; Fungi; Ascomycota; Sordariomycetes; Glomerellales; Plectosphaerellaceae
Exons: 2
Coding region: 1-1035 (344 amino acids)
Source: RefSeq, a predicted model, not a curated record